This is a messenger RNA of Zygosaccharomyces rouxii, 759 nucleotides long. RefSeq lists its product as uncharacterized. The transcript has a single exon. Bases 1 to 759 code for a protein of 252 amino acids. The record is from RefSeq and is a predicted model, not a curated record. NCBI's taxonomy places the organism in Eukaryota, Fungi, Ascomycota, Saccharomycetes, Saccharomycetales, Saccharomycetaceae.
AUGUUAGUCCAUGUAAUAGUUGCAGAACUCGGAAAAUUAUUCGAUAUCUCGAGCAGAAAGUCCCAUUGGAUCAUGAGUCUCUUCGCUAUUUUCAAAUACCUAUUUCUGUUUUAUCUGGUAUCAUCAUACAAGUCUCUCCCAGGGGCCUACUUUGUAAGAUUUUUCUGGGCAGCUUUUCCAUCUUAUCUGCUCCCCAGAUUGCUUGGCAUUCGAGAAACUGAGAAUAUCAAGAAACUCCAAAGGAACAAAUACGGCUGUUUUGCACAUGCAACCACUUCUACUUAUGUCUCCCCCUUUGAAGUCGAUUUUUACUUACAUAAGAGUAAUAGCACUUAUUUCGAAGAAUUGGAUUUUAACAGAACUGCCCUAAUGACUAGAAUUUUUCAAAAAUUGGGCUUGGAAAAAGGACUUCCCUACAUUCCUGUAGCCAAUGUGUUUACGAAUUUUCUGAAAGAAAUUAAGCCAUUUGAAAAAUAUCAAAUCACUUCUGUUAUCCUGUGUUGGGAUCAAAAAUGGAUAUACAUUAUGAGUAGAUAUACUAAGAAGAAUGGUAAAGUACUAUGCUCUCUUUCAUUGACUAAAUAUGUUUUGAAAGAAGGUAGAAAAACUGUACCACCUAGAGUUGCUCUAGAAUAUUGUGGACUGUACAACGAAGAAGCAGCUGAAAUUUCUGAGAGGAACCUAAAGUUUCUAUCCAAGAGUGGGUUCGACAAUACUGUUGAAUUGGAGAAUUUGGAGCACUCAUACAUGAAGCUCUGA